Molecule: messenger RNA, 1421 nt
Organism: Orussus abietinus
Lineage: Eukaryota; Metazoa; Arthropoda; Insecta; Hymenoptera; Orussidae
Gene: Lsm11
Product: U7 snRNA-associated Sm-like protein LSm11
Exons: 5
Coding region: 1-660 (219 amino acids)
Biological process (GO): mRNA 3'-end processing by stem-loop binding and cleavage
Cellular component (GO): U7 snRNP
Molecular function (GO): U7 snRNA binding
Source: RefSeq, a predicted model, not a curated record
AUGGCGGCCGAGAGCGGGAGCUCAUCGGACGAGAGCUUGUCGAGCACGAGCGACAAAUUCGACCCGUUGAAGGCCCUCUACUCCCCGAAACUACGGCUGCCACAUCCAACGGCUCCGAUCUACGACAAUGUUUGCAAAUACGAAUCCGUGAUGAAAGGAAUAGCUCAUAUUUCCUCGAAAAAAGAUGCCGCGCCGGGGAGAGCGAGCGGGGCCGCGGGACAGUCGCGGCGAAGGUUUUUGCCGCAUCAAGAACCCGUGCAAGGAAAAGGUCGUGGCAGGAGGAACGAGGACAAGAACCUCUUCGCCAAGAUGGAGAAGAGUCUGGGACCACUUGGGAUGCUCUAUACCUACAUGGAGAACAGAACCCGAGUUAAGGUCUACACCAGAAGCGAGCGCGGUGUCAGAGGCCACGUGGAAGCAUACGUGGUGGCCUUUGAUAAGCACUGGAACCUGGCUCUGGAGGACUGCCUGGAGGUUUGGACCCGCAAGAUCAAGAGGAAGGCACCUGCUCUCGGUCUCGCGGCCGAUUCGAGUGCCCGGCCCCAGAUGCCGAAGGUGAUCGUCAGACGGACCGACGCUAAGGGGGAGACUCUGGAGCGCCACGUCCCGCAGCUGUUGAUCCGGGGCGAGCAGGUCGCCGUCGUCGUCAAGAUCGGCUGAGGGCGGGCUCCCGUUCGAUCUGGAUCGGCCGUCGAUCCGGGAAUCGGCGACCACCCUGGUCGCUUUACGACGCGACUCCACCUGGUGCGCUCACCCGCGGCGCCGAGGGCUUAAUGAGAAGCGCCUCGUGGGAACGCUCGUAUAACGAAAAGUCCCGGCAUAAAGUAUGCGUUUUGUACGCACUCUUCACGUAUUUACGUAUUUACGUGCGGUAUGGGUGGUCCCCGAUCGCGGCCGGCCUCGCCGAUGGUGUCGACACUUCCGCCAUGGGGAGCACCUCGCGCCGGCGACCCUCCGCGGGACGCGUUGCACUUUUCUAUCCGAUUUUUACGAGUCUCCCUAAAGCAUUGGAUUUACCAGUUUUACUUAAGCCAACAUUAACGCGUAGAAUGCGACUCGCGAGAAUAAGACGGCUAAUCGAGCAUCGUGCGAAUUAUGCGAAUCAUGCGAAUGGAACGUACUCUGUGGAUAAAAUGACUUUACACCCCUCUAUAUGAAAGGUGUAAAAAUUGUUGAACUUGCCCGAGAAGGUACUGCGCCGAUAUCGAUGACAGAAAUCUCGUUUUUGCGAAUUAAUUAUUUCAUCAAGUUUGUUUGUUUGUCUGUUUACGUAAAUCGUGAUUAAUCUACGGUGGAGUCAUAUUUAGAGGGGUUCCUUCUCAGGCGAGGUCGAGCUCCGGAGCGGCUUUAAUGAAUUUCCAGGAUUUUUCACGUCGCAAAAGUGCAUCGCGGCACCGCGACACGGUGAAAGCAAGCCGCGG